AUGUUGCUUCAGUAUGCGGUGAAUGGCUUUAUACUGGUGCUUCUAAUCACUUUUGCGCUUAGCUACCAGAUGAAGCGAAACAAUGAAUUAAACGGUAGCCGAUUUGAGUUGGCGGGUGCUUUGCUUGAUGCCAAAGGAAUGUCUAAUGCAGAAUUUGGGAAAGAUAUACAGGCUAUCGAUGACUUUUUGUCGACAUUCAAAGGCAUCAUUGAGGCAUAUUAUACACUACCAUUAUCUGGUACGGGCUCAUUUAUGCAUUACGCUAUUGAUAAGCACAACGCAACGGCCGUGCCUCCCAUUCUAGAAAUAACCUAUUAUCAUGAAUGCUAUGAAAAGAGCAAGUGCUCAAAAACUCUUCGUAACUCGUUUCUUCUUCUGGAAGAGGACCCAUUGGGACCAUUUGCUCAUCCGGAAUCCUUGAUUAAUGGAAGCGAAGCUUGUGAACCACGUAGAGAUAUGGAUGGGUCAUACUACGUGCCGUGUCGAUUGUCUCCAAUAGGGCAGCUCUUUGACCAUCUCAUCGGCGUUAAGCUGACCUUUUCGCUUUAUUCGUUGGUGCGACAGCCCGAUGGCUCACCAAUUCCGAGGGUGUGGUUGGCAUCAUUUUUAUUUGCAUUGACUGGACAUAGCUCCGUAAUGACUAUGAAGGCUUCACUGGAAUGCAUCGAUAGACAUGUUCCUGAGCGACUUCCUGUAAUGAUUAGUUGUACAUUGUUUCCGCUGGUCAUUUUUGGCUUUCUAGUUCGUAUUCGUACAUUUCCUCGAUUUUCAGCCUCUGUAUCAGAGAUGUUUGGAACCCAGCAAGGCUGCCUUGAUGGCGUGCGAAUGUUUCCAUCACGUUUCCACCGUGAUGAAGGAGGCUGGCGUUGGUUGGGCUUCUUAUCGGAUGCGUUUGUGCUAGCGUUUAGUAUUGCGGCAAUUGUAAGCCAGUUUUGCCCAAAAACCAUUUCCAACUUGGAGUUGACGGUGACGAUACUUCUUGGAUUCUCUAUACUCAUAAGCUGCAUUCGCUUGGUGUCGAUCUUGAGACUCUUUCCAAGUUGCUACAUCAUCAUUGAUAGCAUUGUGACGGCUGGACGCCAGCUUGCCAUGUACAGCGUUGCCGUUUUUUUCAUCCUGUUUGGGUACGCCAUUUGUGGUCACGUUGUCUUUGGAACCUUUGGUGGCUAUUUUGGGACGCUGCCCCGUGCAAUCGUCACACUUUUCUGCACGACCUUUGGCGACAACAUCAUUGACACAUUUUUAGUCAUUGAUCAAUCGACGUGCAUGCUUCAGAUAGUUUUCGCCCGCAUUUUUUUCGGCACCUUCAUUCUGUUGUUUAUAUGCACCGUCCUUAAUGUGGCGCACAGCAUCAUUCAGGACUCCUACACGUACACGGUGCGAAUGUACUCGUCCUCACGCCGGGAGGGCGGUCGAACACAAUACAACGCAGUCGGCGUCAGCGCGGAGGAGUUGGCUGGAUUUUUGGAAAAGCUACGGAAGUAA
Molecule: messenger RNA, 1485 nt
Organism: Trypanosoma conorhini
Lineage: Eukaryota; Euglenozoa; Kinetoplastea; Trypanosomatida; Trypanosomatidae
Exons: 1
Coding region: 1-1485 (494 amino acids)
Cellular component (GO): membrane
Molecular function (GO): NAADP-sensitive calcium-release channel activity
Source: RefSeq, a predicted model, not a curated record